CUGCCCUUGCAGUCCGGAGACGCCGUCGCAACUUGGCCAGAAGCGUCGCGGUCUUGGUGCGCCUGGCGCCCCGCAUGGACCAGUCGGGGGUGAUCCAGGAGGCGCUGGCCGCCGGGCAGACGUGCCUCGCCGCCGUGCAAGGCACCCUGGUGGUGGGGCAGGCGAGCCUGGAGAGCCGGUUGCUGGGCCUGGUGGAGAGCGGCGGGAGAUGCCAGAUCUGCCUCUACACCCACCGCCGCAUGGCCAUUGCCGCCGAGGACCUGUGUCUGGAGCGGGUGCUGCGCCUGGAGGAGGGCUUUGCCCUGGAAGAAGUGGUUACGGAGACGGAGCUGCCCACUCUAGGAUCAGAUGUCACCGUCCGGAUCGUGUCACCUGAGGCCAACUUGCUGGUGCGGCUGCCUUUUGGCUCCCAGACACAGACGUUCUUGAGGGAGGUUAGGAAACGCUGUGUUGCAGGUGGAACAGUUCUGAAGCCUUUGUGGCCUGUAGGAAGAUCUGACCACGCUCCUUCUCAGAGGUGUUUGGUUUUUCCAGGCAUUGCUGGGAAAGAAGACCUCCCACCAGAGGGGGAGACGUGGCCUGGCAGGAGCAAAGGGCAGAGCGUGCCUGGUGGGACACCCACGCCAAGCAAGACCCACCAAGAGGAAACCCUGAAUGUACUGGCAUCCAGCGAGACCCUGGGCCAGAGGCGACCCACCCUCAAGUCCCAGCUUCUGCAGAAGGAGGACCUGUAUACAUCCCUCUGCCACUUCAAGUUCUUUGUUGGCUCGUACAAUGUGAAUGGUCGGGCACCCCAGGAGAGCCUUCUGCCCUGGCUGAGUCAUGAUGUGGACCCUCCAGAUGUCUACUGUGUGGGCUUUCAGGCUCUGGAUCUGAGUAAAGAGGCUGCUAUGUUUAACGACACUUCCAGAGAAGAGGAAUGGUUUGAAGCUGUGACCAAGAGCCUUCACCCAGGAGCCAAGUAUGCCAAGAUCAAAGUUGUUUGGCAUGUUGGAAUUUUGCUGCUGCUCUGCAUGAGGAGGGAGCUUGCUGCCAAUGUUUCGGAUGUGUGCGGGGUGACAGUCGGCCGCCUGGGUGCCGUGAACAUCAAGGGGGCUGUGGCCAUCCGCUUCAGGUUCCACAGUACCACUAUUUGUGUGGUGAAUGCCCACCUGACAGCCCACCCACCGGAAUCUGAGCAGUACAGCCAAGACAUCCAUGACAUCUGUGCCCACCUGCAGUUUUUCCAGCAGGAUCCCAGCCUCCCAACCAUCCCUCUCAGCCAGCAUGACAUCAUCCUAUGGCUGGGGGACUUGAACUCCCAGCUGGAACAGCAGAACAUGGAUCAAGUAAAGAAGCUGGUGGAGGCCCAAGAAUUCCGUGCUCUUUAUCAACAUGAUCAGCUGAAGAGCCAAAUGGAAGCAAAGAGGGUGUUUGAAGACUUCACAGAGGGAGACGUCAUCUUCCAGCCCACCUACAAAUACAAAAUUAGCUCGGACGAAUGGGAUACCAGCGAGCAAUAUCGUGCCUUUGCCUGGUGUGACCGAAUUCUCUUCAAAGGGGAGACCAUCUCUCAGCUGGACUAUCGAAACCACCUGACCUUGAGGAACAGCGACCACAAGCCAAUCAGUGCAUUGUUUGACAUUGUGGUGAAAGUGGUGGAUGAACAGCUCUACCGCAAAGUCUUUGAAGAAACCGUGAGCUCCAUGGACAAGAAGGAGAAUGCCAGUAUCCCAUCAGCCACUCUCUCCAAGAGGGAGUUCUUUUUCAGGGAUGUGAAGUUUAUGCAGCUACAAGUGGACUUCUUCAUCAUCCGCAAUGGGCCAACCCCUUGCCAGUUUGAGUUCAUCUGCAAACCACAUGAAAGCAGCUAUUGCAAGCCAUGGUUAACAGCAAAACCCAGCAAGGGCUUCUUGUUAUCAGAUGCUGAGGUAACUGUUGAGUUGGAAGUGUUUGUGAAUAAAUCAACAGCAACCCAUUUAAACUCUGGAGAAGACCAAUUGGAAGAUGUCUUAGUUUUACACCUUGACCGGGGCAAGGAUUAUUUUUUAUCUGUGACAGGAAAUUAUUGCCCCAGCUGCUUUGGGACCCCCAUACAUGCUCUCGUUCACAUGAGACAACCCAUCCAAGAUAUAUUGCCAGAAACCAUCAGGAAGUUGACACUGAUGCCACUGCAGUCAGGAGAAGAUUUCUUCUGGGAUGAGAAGCCCUUGGACCUACCCAAGGAAUUGUGGAUGAUGGUGGACCAUCUGUACCAUAAUGCUUGCCAAAAGAAGGACCUGUUCCAGCAGCCUGGUCCUCAAACUGAGUUUCCGGAGAUCCGUGACUGCCUGGACAGAGGAACGUUGGACACAUUUGUUGGCAGCAGCGGCUCUGUGGCUGAAGUUCUGCUUCUCUUCUUGGAGAGUCUUCCAGAACCAGUUAUCUGCUUCCAGCUGUAUGACCGCAGUGUGGAGAGUGCUGGCAGCUACAGCCUGAGUAGUCAGGUAGUUUCCAUGCUCCCCGAGUGCCACAAAAAUGUUUUCAAUUAUCUGAUGGCAUUUCUACGGGAACUGCUGCAACAUUCUGAGAAAAACCACUUGGAUGGGCAUGUCCUUGCGAGUGUGUUUGGGCCUGUCCUGCUGCGUCCUCCACCUGGCCACCCAGCACCCAACACUGUGGAGAAGCAGAAGGCCCAGCAGUUCCUCCAGCACUUCCUUUUCCAGGAAGGAAACUCACCUUGAAGGCUUUGGGAAGAUUGCCAGUGGGAUUCCUGGGAAGAUGCUUUGGUAUAUUCAGAAAAUUACAUACUUUACUACUUUAAAAUGUUUUAUAAAUAAAGAUAAUCUUUUAAAAAUAUACAAGGCAGUUACGAAGAAGCAAUUUUCAAAAACUAGUAGUGGGUUUUGGUAUUAAAGGAGUGACUAAUGUGGAUUCUGACUCUUCAUAUCCCAGUUUCUGUGGGGCGAAAAUCAUUCUCCUCCAUUGCUUUUCAAUUUAAUUUUCAACCCUAAGUCAGGUGCUUUAAUUUAAAUAAAUGAAUUAUUUUAAGAUGUUUCCCGCUCUUUGUAAUUCAGACAGUGCUGCUGUGGGGGCA
This is a messenger RNA of Ahaetulla prasina, 3055 nucleotides long. It is a transcript of the gene INPP5B, whose product is annotated as inositol polyphosphate-5-phosphatase B. The transcript is spliced from 22 exons. The record is from RefSeq and is a predicted model, not a curated record. NCBI's taxonomy places the organism in Eukaryota, Metazoa, Chordata, Lepidosauria, Squamata, Colubridae. Bases 75 to 2702 code for a protein of 875 amino acids. Gene Ontology annotation, molecular function: inositol-1,4,5-trisphosphate 5-phosphatase activity; phosphatidylinositol-4,5-bisphosphate 5-phosphatase activity. Gene Ontology annotation, biological process: signal transduction; phosphatidylinositol dephosphorylation. Gene Ontology annotation, cellular component: membrane; cytosol.